GCUCCCUCAAACUUGGAGCUGGUGUUUCCGGUAGCUCUUGAAUGCAGCAGUAGCGUUUGCUGAACUCGUGCUGAGCCGGGGGAGCUUCAGGGUGACUACAACAAUGAGUGGGAGCAAGCAUGUCCGGCUAGUUUGAAUUGGAGUUUACUUCAGUAAAAACUGCCUGAAAUAUUCACUACAUGUGCUCAUUGGAGGUUUCCAAAGCACUGUGUUAAAUGGAGCUAGAGGACCAAUGGUGGAAAGGACAGCUCGCUGCAGAUAUUUACCAGGCGCUACGAUACAAAGAGCUCAAGUUGCCUUCCUACAAAGGUCAGUCCCCUCAGCUCAACCUGAGAAGAUACUUUGCAGACCUCAUAGCCAUCGUCAGCAACCGCUUCAGGCUGUGUCCUGCAGCCAGACACCUGGCCGUCUACCUGCUGGACCUCUUCAUGGACCGCUAUGAUGUGACGGUGCAGCAGCUUCACAUGGUCUCACUGUCGUGUCUUCUCUUGGCCAGCAAAUUUGAGGAACGGGAGGACCGGGUGCCCAAGCUAGAGACCCUGAACAGCCUGGGCUGCAUGAGCUCCAUGAAUCUGGUCCUGACCAAGCAGGGUUUACUUCACAUGGAGCUCCUCCUGCUGGAGACCUUCCAGUGGAACCUGUACCUCCCCACAGCUGCUCAUUUCAUAGAAUACUACCUGUCUAUUGCCGUCCACGAGGGAGACCUCCAUGAUGGUUGGCCUAUGACCUGCCUGGAGAAGACCAAACUGUACAUGGCCAAGUAUGCUGAUUACUUCCUGGAGGUUUCCUUGCAAGAUCAUGUGUUUUUGUGUUUUGCCCCCUCACUGGUGGCUGCUGCAUGUGUGGCCACCUCCCGCCUCAUCCUCCACCUGUCCCCUACAUGGCCAUCCCGACUGCAGCGCCUGACAGGCUACACAUGGGAGAACCUGGUCCCAUGUGCUGAGAAACAGCUCAUUGCACAUGACAGUGAUGUUAAAGAGGCCGGCAAGCAGAAGUGUCAGCAGCCCGGUCAGCAGCAGCAGGGCCAGACGGCGUACCACAGUUCAGGCCAGACAGCCACUGUGGCUCAGUACCUGCACCGGCCCAGCAUGCAGUAUCCCCAGCAGGCUCCCCAGCCGGGCCUGGCUCCUAACCACAGGCCUGCCUCCUACCUCAGCCACUCUACCACUGGGCCACAGCCUCCUAACGGCCCUCAGCACGGCAACACCCAGGCCAUCACUACCUCACUGGAUCCAAAGUCCAACAUUCCCAACAGGGCUUACCAAGUCAGCAUGCACUACACCUGUGCUGCUCCGUGCUUUGACAGAUGAUGGAUGUUCAGGAUUUAGUCAUUUUUUUGGAAGGGGGAGUAAGAGAUGUAUCUGUUUCUCUAGAACAUAACAGAAUACAGUGAAGGAGAAAAAAGGUGUUUUUAAUUUGAAAAGACUUGAUGAGAUUGGUACAGCACUUUGAACCAUAAGAUGUACGCAAUGUGCAAUAUGCAUACUCUGCUGUUAUUUUCUGUGGAGAGCCCAUGCUAGGAUUUCUUUCUUUUUUUUGAGAUAUCAAGUAUGAAUGUUGUGACGCGGCUAGAGGCAGAGUUUGCACCUCUGUACCCACUAGUGUUACUGUAUAAUUUAGCUACAGACCAAAAGUCUUGUAUUUAUUUGAGCCAGAUUACCUCAGAAAAGUGGAAUGUACGAAUGCCUCCUGCCUGUAGCCUUUCUGACUGUUACUAUGCUAAAUUAAAGGCAGUUACAAAAAGGGACUUUGUGGUUGAGAUAAGAGAGCACAGUUUGUGUUGGUGUUCUGUUUUUGUUUUGUUUUUUUAUUUUUGAGUGUCUUUUGUCAAACUAGUAAAGAAUAUAGUCCUCUAGAUGUAACGGUUUAUUUGCAGAGAGAGAUUGUUGCUCUUCUAUACGCGGAGGAUUUCAUCCGGUGCUGUGCACUUCUACAAUGAUAGUUUUAAAUAAAAUGCAAAUUUGUGUUAGUUGAA
Messenger RNA from Larimichthys crocea (large yellow croaker), 1975 nucleotides. RefSeq names its product cyclin J (gene ccnj). The coding region runs from base 216 to 1310 and encodes 364 amino acids. The record is from RefSeq and is a predicted model, not a curated record. The transcript is spliced from 6 exons. Lineage: Eukaryota; Metazoa; Chordata; Actinopteri; Sciaenidae.